This is a messenger RNA of Acanthisitta chloris (rifleman), 505 nucleotides long. RefSeq names its product pancreatic triacylglycerol lipase-like. The transcript is spliced from 5 exons. The record is from RefSeq and is a predicted model, not a curated record. Gene Ontology annotation, biological process: lipid metabolic process. Gene Ontology annotation, molecular function: triacylglycerol lipase activity. The annotation marks the transcript as partial. NCBI's taxonomy places the organism in Eukaryota, Metazoa, Chordata, Aves, Passeriformes, Acanthisittidae.
UGGCUGUCAGACAUGUGCAAGAGGAUGCUCACUGUGGAAGAUGUGAACUGCAUCUGUGUAGACUGGAAAAGAGGUGCAAGGUGUCAGUACACUCAGGCAUCCAACAAUGUCCGUGUUGUAGGUGCUGAGAUUGCCUAUUUUGUAGAUGUUCUUAUGGAAGAAUAUGGAUACUCUCCAGCUGAUGUUCAUGUAAUUGGCCACAGCCUUGGAGCACAUGCUGCUGGUGAGGCUGGCAAGAGGAGGCCAGGGAUUGGAAGAAUAACUGGACUGGACCCUGCUCAACCUUAUUUUCAAGGCACUCCAAUUGAAGUCAGACUGGAUAAAUCCGAUGCAGAUUUUGUUGACAUUAUCCACACAGACUCAGCUCCCACAAUCCCCAACUUAGGUUUUGGCAUGAGCCCAGCUAUAGGACACAUUGACUUCUAUCCAAAUGGAGGGAAGCAAAUGCCAGGCUGUGGGAAGAACCCUGUUUCACAGAUCGUAGAUCUCGAUGGCAUUUGGGAAG